Rubroshorea leprosula is the source of this 411-nucleotide messenger RNA. NCBI's taxonomy places the organism in Eukaryota, Viridiplantae, Streptophyta, Magnoliopsida, Malvales, Dipterocarpaceae. The record is from the annotation of a GenBank genome assembly.
CCGGCUGGGAAGGAAGCCGACGGGGAGAGAAAUGGAGGAACUCACGGCAAACCUCAAAAUUCAAGAACCCACAACACAAUUAGAGUAACCCAACUCGAAUUAAGGCUAAAGGGAUGAUUCCUAGUCGUUCCCUUACCAGAAAACCGAGAAGCUCUCCACCGACAAGAGCAGCUCGCGGCAGGGGAAGGAAGAGCAGAACAGAUCCGGGAUUUCUGGGUUGAGAGGGAAGAUUCUAAGCCCCAAAUCUUGUGAUUGAACAAGAAAGAAGGAGAAUUUCAAGCCCCUUUUUCGGUUUUCAAAGGAAGAGGAAGUCGGUGGCUUUGGGGGGGGUUUGUCGGGCUGCACAAAGAAGAAGAGCAGAGCAGAAACGUGUAUGGCUGGGAAGAAAAGGAAUGAAAAUAUCAGCUGAUC